AUGAGCUGCAGAGACAAUGGCAAUCCAUGCGUCCCCAAUAUGGUGGCCUUCGUCACGCUCUUCAGUCAGAAAUACAAGAGAUCAACGGAUGCUUCGCUUUCUCUGGCUUUCGAGUGGGCUGCCAAGACCUUCCGAGUAGCUACGAAGAGAGAGUUUGAGUAUGUAGCGCCAAAACUUAUGCAUCAAUUUGCCUCGAUGCACGAGGAAGAAGAACUGAGCGGAGAACAAGAUGAAGGGGGCCGACCUCCUGUUCCACAAUCUCCGAAGACGCCAACGUCUCCCGUUUGUGGAAAUACGCGAUCAAGGAGCGAGGGCGACGAAGACGAGAGGCGCGUGCGACAGAGGAUCGAGUACGCAAACCCCUACGUCGAAUUGGAUUUGACAAGCGAAGGCUCAACGCCACAGAAGGCAAGUGUAGUACAAGCUGGAUCAGAGGGGCGUGACGACGACGACACUGGUAUGGCACGAGUGCUGGAGCGUCGACUGGAGCUGGACAUCAUGAAACAGAGUGAGCUGCUAGCGAAACAGUACGAGUCGCAGCGUCAAUUAGCCAAAAUGCGGUGGCCCCCGCUCGUACUUUUGGCGCUGCUACUGCGAUGUGAUGCAACAGAUGCGGCCUGUGCUCGUGGUGUGUACAAUAACAAGAUCUGUUCAGGACACGGGGCCUGCAACACCCGUAAACUGUGCGAGUCCGACGUUAGACACUUUGUUUUUGACAGUUCGCAGAUGGAGUGUGCCAGUGACUGCAACGACGUUGGGCGAUGCGUGUCGCUCAAAGGUCUGUCGGCAAUGUAUGCGGUGGGCACAGAACCUUUGUACGACUCGGCGUGGGAUGCAGAUAUGAUGUACGGGUGCAAGUGUAGCAAAGGAUACCACGGUUACGAUUGCUCGUUGAAAUCUUGUCCACGUGGAGAUGACCCCAUGACAACAGGCCAAAAGAAUGAGGUGCAGAUUGUGCAGUGUACUGGCACUGGAGGGUCGUUUUUCAUGUUCUUCAAAGGGCAAAGCGCGGAAAUACCCUUCAACACAAAGCUGGAAGACUUUAAGACGAUUCUCACUACGAUCAAGACACUUCCUAUGGUCAAAGUCACGUUUGGCGGUACAGCAACAACAGUUUGCACUAGUGGGACGGCAAACCCUAUCAUGAUCGAGUUUAUUCAGGACUUCGGACCGCAAUCUCCGAUUAAAGUGUUAGGAGCGCUCAAGGGUGUCGUUUAUCUUAUGGGUGGCAGCGUGUUCGCGACCUCCGCAGGCAUUUGCGACCGUACCACGGUGAAAUGCCCUGGGGAUCCUGUUUGCAGUGGCCACGGUCAGUGCAUGACCAUUCGUCAGUUGUCGCUAGAAGCAGACUCAGACUCGCCCUCGCUGGUCUUUGACUACGGCACAGAUCCAAACAACAUUUUAACAUUCGACCGUGAUAAUAUUUUGGGCUGCAAAUGCGAUCCAGGUUACGAAGCCUACGACUGUAGCAAAAGGUCCUGCCUAAAGGGGGAUGAUCCCGUCACAACGGACCAAGUCGACGAGAUCCAGCUGAUCAAGUGUAUUGCGACUGGAGGAGUUUUUCGUCUUCAAUAUCGCACCUUAACCUCGGUCGAUAUCCCAUUUGACGUAACGAUGGAUGAUCUUCGAGAUAUCCUCAUGAUUUCCUUCGGCUUUGAAGAUCUUGAGGUGGAAUACUCUUCCGGAACGAAAGCGUGCUCAGCUCCAGGGUCAGCUGAGAACAUUAUCACUAUUGCCUUCCCACUCGAGCACGGUGACAUUCCACCGCUAAGAGCGGAGACGACGGGGCUUACUACAUCAAGUGGAGCAGUGAGCGUCGUCACCGCUGAUAAUGGAGCUGCAAUAGGUGGUGUGGUAAGCCAAAAGGGCACAAAGGAGAACGCAGUUUGCUCCAACAGAGGCUACUGCGACUACAGUCAAGUGCCGUCUAUGGCGCCUCCCAGCCCCGUGCUCUUCUCUCGCCUCGCACCAGGGACACCAGCAGCCUACACAGCACUCGCCCAGGCUUGGAUGACAGUCGUCAAUAACGUGGAGUCUCUCACCCCCGAACUACUGGACUCGUCUGAUCCAUGCAGCGAAAACUAUUCGGCGGAAGACAAUGAAACGUUCUGGGCGCUGGUGCACCAAGGAUAUAGUGCAAAAUUUGACGAUCCUGCUGAAGCUGAAGAUGCUCAGACUUUAUGCUGGCAGUGGGAAACAGUUCGCAUAGCUAUCAAAGACUUUAACGGGAUUUUAACAGAGAUAUGGCCAAAAGAUCUGGCCAAACAUUUGGAUAAACUGCCAACACAAGACCGUCACAAAUUAUUGACACAGCUGCAGAUCCUUUAUCGAGACAGAAUGGGAGAAAGCUUUGAGUAUUUGGAGGUGUGGAAUUUGCUGACUCAUCAUGCCAAGUGGGAUCGGGUACUCAAACCUUUGAUACUACGAGCAGCUGCGGGACACGACGGAGAAGACGAUUCUGAUAGUGACUCUGGAACCUCAAGUGAGCCUGAAGGGCUUCCAGUAUCAAAGGACAAAGACACUGAGCUCAUAACAGAAAUCGAGACACGAAAACCCCUCAAACAGAGUGAACAAACUACCGAGACAGUGGCCGUCACGCACUUAACAUUGGCGUGGGCAAAUGUUUGCUGCAGCUGGGCAGAGAUGUCACCACGACUUGAAGAAUCGAACGAGUGUUUUUGGCUCCACGUCUCGAGUAUGUACUUGGAUUUAGUAGUGAAGCGAGACCGCCCGAGUGGCAUUGAGUUCGUCCUGAAACAGCUCUGGUAUGAGAUGCGAGCGGAAAUUGUCGUCUUCCACACUCUGUACGAGGAAGAGCUGAAGGGCGACAGUUCUGUCAGCCGUACAAACCGCGAAUCGAUGGUUUCGCGUGCCCAGGAGGCUUAUUGGUCGCGAUGUGGCCAAUGGUUCAAGCAUCGCGCUGCAUGGGAAAUCCUGGAGCGACACAAAGACUGGGAACAUACCCUAAAACGAUUACUACUACUCGGUUUGGAUAAGCGUACAAGUACUACAGAUGGCGAUGCCUCCUCUUGUAAGUUGACCGGAAGCAUUUUACAAGAACCUACCGAUAGCCAUAACCUUGAAGGAGAGAGUGAUGGUCCCGGGGAUCUUGUACUUGUGCCAGCAUCGGAGUCUUCUGAGGUUUCAGAAGACGUGAAUGACGGGAAGCAGAAGAACGCAGCGGUGUCGGAGGGGUGGCUGGAAUGGAACACUCGUUUGCUGGAACUGCAAGUGAUGACACGCAGCGAGGUCGGGUUGAGCCCCGAAGCGUUGGAGUAUCUCCGCCUGCGUCGACAACAAAUUCUGGAAAAAGAACAGCUGAAAAUGCAUUUAAGCAAGCCGCAGACUGACUGA
Molecule: messenger RNA, 3354 nt
Organism: Phytophthora infestans T30-4
Lineage: Eukaryota; Oomycota; Peronosporomycetes; Peronosporales; Peronosporaceae
Exons: 11
Coding region: 1-3354 (1117 amino acids)
Source: RefSeq, a predicted model, not a curated record